Molecule: messenger RNA, 882 nt
Organism: Penicillium malachiteum
Lineage: Eukaryota; Fungi; Ascomycota; Eurotiomycetes; Eurotiales; Aspergillaceae
Product: transcription factor TFIIE subunit TFA2
Exons: 1
Coding region: 1-882 (293 amino acids)
Biological process (GO): transcription initiation at RNA polymerase II promoter
Cellular component (GO): transcription factor TFIIE complex
Source: RefSeq, a predicted model, not a curated record
AUGUCCUACCUUCAGCAACAGCUCAAGAGCUUCAAUGCUAGCGUGGUGGAAUCUGCGAACCGCAUGCCUCAGCAGAGGCGUAUGGUCAGCAACCAGCCUGUCUCUGGCAGUAGUUCUCAGGUCCCUUCAUCAGCACCUACUCCGUCUUCGUCCGGUGAAAUGAAAAAGAAGAGACACGAUGCAGAUAUUGUCUACUCUCAACCUGCGAACACAGGUACGGGUAAGGAUAUCAUGACCCAGGUCCUGUUUGCGAUUGAACACAUGAAGGCCAAGGGAAUACCACUCAAGUUCGCCGAUAUCGUAUCCUACCUAUCGCUACAACACCGCGCGCACGAUCAUGGUUAUGUCCAGGCUCUUCGAAGCAUCCUGCAAAUGCAUGAGAAGGUGGAAUUCGACCCAAGCGGUGCCAACGGCGAAGGCACUUUUAGCUUCCGGCCUCCUCACAACAUUCGCAACGCGGAACAACUCCUCCAAAAGCUUCAAUCCCAAACAACAGCGGUGGGAAUGAGCGUUCGAGAGCUUCGAGAAGGUUGGCUCAACGCCGAAGAUACAAUUAACCAACUGGAGAAGGAAGGAAAACUCCUCGUCACUCGCAACAAAAAGGAUGACCAUCCCAAAAUGAUUUGGGCGAAUGAUCCAUCCCUCAUUCAGCGAUUCGAUGACGAGUUUAAGCAAAUUUGGGAUAAGAUCAAGAUUCCAGAUGCCCAGGCUGUCAAGGAAGCGCUGGAAAAGGCUGGCAUUACACCGACCAACAAGAACAAGGUUACCAAGGCUCGACCCAAAAUGGAACAGAAGAAGACCAAGAAGCCACGACGCAGCGGCAAAACAACUAAUACCCAUAUGAUGGGUAUCUUGCGAGACUAUUCCCACUUGAAGCGGUGA